This is a messenger RNA of Oldenlandia corymbosa var. corymbosa, 1062 nucleotides long. The record is from the annotation of a GenBank genome assembly. NCBI's taxonomy places the organism in Eukaryota, Viridiplantae, Streptophyta, Magnoliopsida, Gentianales, Rubiaceae.
AUGACUAAGAGGAAAGCUGACAAGGGUGGCAAAUCCACUCACCGAGGUGCCUCCACUCAUGGAAGAGAGAAAAAUUUACUACAAGAUACUUCAGAGAUAUCACUUAGAAAGAUCAAUGACAUUCCACGUUCAAGAUCACAAAUGGACAAGAACCACUGCCAGUCACCUGAAGGAAUGGUUAGAGAAAGGGAUUUUGUAUCUCAUGAUGCUAGAGAAACAAAUGAUGUUGUUCAUAUAGCUGAUGACAACUCUCAAUCACAAAUUCAGGAUGGUAGAUCAGAGAUUAAGGUGUACAAGGGAAAAGAGUGCGUAUUUUCAGUACUGGUGCCAGAAAAACAUCUAAAAAAAUUUCUGGAGAAAAUUGAUGUUGGAGGGUUCACAUGGUCAAAAGUUUCUCAACCCACCAAAGACUUUUAUUUUGAUGAGUUUAAGGAAGCCAGAGAAGGUCGACCGCCAACAGCACAUGAGUUGUUUUUGCACACGCACACGGAAAAGCAUGAUCGAAUGACUUUUGUUGAUAGUAAAUCAAAAAAGACUAAUGCAAACCCUAAAUUUGCACAAGGUGAUCAAUCAAUAGACAAGGACGGCAUUUUUUUGGAGGCUGCAGGCGGUAAGAAAAAAGGGAGAGUCUAUGGCCUUGGGUGUCAAUCAUCUACAUAUUUUCCAUCACCAAUUGAUAAGAUAAGUGCAACACAAAAUUCAGAAACAGAGUCACGAUACAAGAAAUCCAUACUUGUUAUGAGUGAGGAGUUGCGAGCUGUAAAGAAGCAAUUACGAGCAGAAAGGACUAGUUGGAAAAAUAAAUUCAAUGGCUUAUGUGAGCAUCUUGGUUUCUCGACUGAGAUUUUGCAACCUAAAGGUAAGAAAAGUGUUGAAGUAGAAAAUUAUACUUUAGAUAGUAGUAAUGAUGAUAGUGAUGGUGAAAGUCAAUCACAAAAAGGUUCAAUGGAUUAUGGCGAUGAGGAAGAUAGUGAGUCAGAUAGCGGUUCAAUGGAUUCUGGAAAUGAGGAUGGUAGCGAAUCCGAUGGAGAUUCAAUGGAUGGCAACCACCUCUCAGAUUAG